Molecule: messenger RNA, 1995 nt
Organism: Striga asiatica
Lineage: Eukaryota; Viridiplantae; Streptophyta; Magnoliopsida; Lamiales; Orobanchaceae
Source: the annotation of a GenBank genome assembly
UUCUUUUUUCAUUCAAGGGAUUCGCGUAUUUGAGUAAUUAGAGGUGAAGAGGAGAUAUAUAUAUAUAUAUGAUGGAGCAAUUACGGGAAAGCAGACCUAUUACGACGGCGGGGCAGAAGGAAAGCUCCGCCGUCGCGGAGGAAGAGGAGGAGAAAGCAGGCGAGCUCCAAUUUGGGCGCUGCCAAGAAGAAGAGAAUAUAAUGUUUAGCAGAGAUGACGAUACGAUGUCGUCUUUACUCCAGAUUCCGCUGGACGAAUGUCCCUUCAAUCGAGAUUUGAUGGCCGAUCUACUCUAUCAUUCCCCUGAGGCUGAGGAUGGGAUGAAGAAGAAUUUCGGGCUGAUUUCCAAGAUUUCGUCUGACGUGACACAGAAACCGGAACAGCCGGCGGCCACUUCGUCUUCCGGCGUCACGCGCGGCAGCGGUGAGGCUGCGCCGCCGCCGGCUCAGGGUGUGGUAGCGAAGGAUCGCAAGAGAAAAGCAAUACCACAAAACAAAGAGGAUAGUGAGUGCCAGAGUGAGGACAUUGGAUAUAAAGCACCUAAAGCCAAAAACACCGCCAGUGGCUCGGCAUCAAGUAAGAGAUCUCGUGCUGCAGAAGUCCACAACCUCUCGGAAAGGACAUCCUUAAUUAGAAAAUUUCUGAUUUUUCUUUCCAUGUUACAGUUGGACAAAGCUUCGGUGUUGGAUGAGACUAUCGAAUUUACGAAAUCUCUCAUGAUGCAAGUGCAGAUGUUGACCAUGAUGUUGUACCAUGGCACACAAGGUUUCGUGCCAUAUCUAUCGAUGCCAAUUUCACCAAAUAUGGAGCCUCGAUUUCCAAUGCCACUGACUAAUCCUUCACGAGCUCAGACUUGUAACCAAGCGGCCAAGUUUCCUAAUUUUCCAAAUCAGCUGCCAAUGCCGAGUUAUGCCGAUUUGUAUCAACAGUUUCUGAGAAUGCAACAGCAACAGUUACACAAGGAAAUAAUUGAAUUGACAAAUCUAUUUUGCAGAAUCAAGUCGUGCCACAGGCUGAUGACCACAAGCCGAGUACUAGUAAAGAAGCUGAUAAUUAGCAUUGUGGUUAAUUAUGCUGAAAUAUUAGCAGACUGUCAACCAAGCAAAGUUUUGCAAUGAGAGAGAGAGAUAGAGACACACAGAUAGAGAAAGAACAAAGUAGAAGUAACUUCUAGCUAGAACUAUUUUACUUGUCUUGACAUGUAUGUAUAUUGUCUUAGUUUCUUUACUUUUCACUUGUCUUGGAUAUUUGAGUGUUUGUUCUUAGAAACAUGUGGUGGUUUGAAUGAUUAGAGGUAGAGAAAAAUGAAAACCCUGUAGAUAUUUGUGCGGUAACGAGGAAUGUGUUGUGAUAUAGCUCCAACUCGGUUGAAUCGAAGCUAAUACCUCAGAGUUAAAUUCGGAUAAAUCAGGUAUAGAAGGCUGGGAGACGAGUCAUUUGACUUGUAAAGGUGGACUCAGUGUAAACAUGAUCAGAUAAGAAUAACUUAACCCUUGGGUAAAAGAUAAGGAUUUGCGUCAGCAAGAAAUAAGACUUGGAGAACACGAAAACUAGCUAUAUAAAGGGGAAGGUAUGAUCAGAACUCUUCUCCCUCUCUAAUCAUUAUAAGCAUUACAUACCAUAUAUUUUCUAGAUUUGAUAACUGACUUGGGUGUCGGAGUACUGCCGGGAAUUCUUCUCGACUCUUGUUUUGCAGGUUAUCUACUUCACCUAAACGGGGUAUUCCAGCUAGAUCUAGAGUCCGACACGUCGUGUUGAAAUUUUGUCAAAUGAUAUUUAACGACUAAAAUAGGAAAAUCAGGAACAAUGUGGCCUGCAGAGUAACGUUUACAAGGUAGAGAAAUUUGUUCUAGGACCAAGUAGAUCGGAAUUAGAUAUAUGUAUUCUUAAAAAAUAUAAUUUUCGUAUAUGAAGAAUAUAUUAAAAUCGAUGACAUGGACCCUGUCAUUGCCGGCAAAGGCCUCGAUCCUGAUUCACCGUGAAUGAUUUGUACAG